Molecule: messenger RNA, 645 nt
Organism: Trichoplax adhaerens
Lineage: Eukaryota; Metazoa; Placozoa; Uniplacotomia; Trichoplacea; Trichoplacidae
Exons: 2
Coding region: 1-645 (214 amino acids)
Biological process (GO): intermembrane lipid transfer; ceramide transport
Cellular component (GO): cytoplasm; membrane; cytosol
Molecular function (GO): ceramide 1-phosphate binding; ceramide 1-phosphate transfer activity
Source: RefSeq, a predicted model, not a curated record
AUGGCGAAGAACGAACCAAAAGCCUUUUUGGAAGUUGUUCUUGAUCAAUUCAGUAAGGUACGAAAGGAAGAUGGUGCCAUUCUCGUUGAUGAGUAUGUCAAUGCAUACGAAGCUAUAAUUGUUUUUUUCGACUAUUUUGGCCGGCUGUUUUCGUUUAUCACUGCAGACGUUAAAAGUAAAAUUGAAAUUCUUAGGAAACAUCGAAAAGGAGAUGCAGGCCAAAAUUAUUUAAGUGUGCGAUCAAUGCUUGAAUAUGAGGUCAAUCGUAAUAUUACAAUUGUCAAAGGCCCAAUACCUUCCGCAUCUCGUACCUUGUUACGCUUGCAUCGUGCGUUAGAUUUUAUUCGAUUAUUUUUUGAGAAAUUGUCCGAAAGUCAAGAACACGAUAAAGUCUCAUCAAUUGCGUCCGACUGUUAUAACCAAACUUUAGCUAACUUUCAUCCAUGGUUGGUUAGGAAAGGCACCGCCUUGGCUAUGUACGCUUUACCUAACAGAGCUUGCCUUUUAACUAAAAUCAACGAUCAGGCUACAACGACUGAGGCUGAUACUCUACAGUUGUUGGCAAACAUUGUAGCAGUUAUUAAUCCAAUUUAUGAAGAAACUCAAAGCCUUUAUAUUAAACAGGAUCUGUUAUUACUACCUUAA